This is a messenger RNA of Candidula unifasciata, 1011 nucleotides long. Lineage: Eukaryota; Metazoa; Mollusca; Gastropoda; Stylommatophora; Geomitridae. The record is from the annotation of a GenBank genome assembly.
AUGGCGACCUCCAUUCAAAACGCCACUUUCCUUUUCCACAAUUAUUCUCUGGGUGAAAGAACCGACAAGGAACAGUCUGUUGUGCUGAAUCGUUAUUUUAAUCAUGCGUUGACUGUGAUAUUACCUGGAGCAAGUGUCAUUCCUCACCCAGUUCUUGAAUGUUUCUCUGAUCAGCUGGCCUACAGACUUCACAGAUUGCCCUUGUACAGACUGAUAGAGAUUCCUUUCAUUCAAGCAUUUGUCAAGAAAGGAGCUGUCCACAUGAUGUCUGUGAACACAAAACUGGAUACCAGUGAUUGUGUGGCAGUGACACCGUCAGGAUGUCUGUUGCUUCAUUUGACCAAAGACACGUAUGAACAGUUAGGAUUGGAAGCCCGAAAACAAACUUAUCAUGAGAAAAUAUCAGACAUCUAUGUUGUGCAGAUAAACCUGCUGGCAGAUCACUUCCGGCCAGGUAAGAAGGGCUACGACCGAGUUCUCUGGUGCCUAAAGGACAGAUUGGACCUGGCAUUUAACUUUCUGGUGGCUUGGGAACCCCAUGAUGACAAGGUUUGCAGCAGUUCUCUGGGUGUCUACUUUGCGGAGAAGUGUCCCAGAGUCGAGAGGGUUGCUCAAGAGAAAACAUCACGAGUGUUCACAAGCUUGCCGUGUCCAAAGAUUGAUGCAGUCCAGCCAGAAGGUUCUGAGGAUGGCUGCCAUUACCAAGAGGUCUUCGAGUGGCUGGGAGCCGUGGCCUGUGGCAUUGACAUAACUUCUGAAGAUACCGGACCAGAUAGCUAUACAUCCACCUUGGCAUGUCCCGACCCCAAGUACAAUUGUCCUCGUGGAUGUGUGUUUCAGGUGUCUGGUUUUAUUACUCCCCAAACUGUCCUAAAAGUUUGGAAAACGCUCAGAGAGUACACAGCCUGCCACCCAAGAAAGCUUGCCGACCAGCCUGACUGUGCAUGGGUUUGCCGACAGCCUCGUCACUCACAAGCUGGUUGCACACAAUUUCUAUGUCUGUGGAGAUAA